UCUGGGAGUUUCCAGACGGAGGCUAUAAGACUGGGGAGCCGAGCCGGGGAGCUCUCGUUGCGCUUGCGGUGUCGGGGGCAAGGCGACCGUUAGCGUCGCGGAUUUUCUGUCUUAGGUGUUACCGUCUAACGCUGCUUGCCUGUUUUUCAGUCAGGAUGUCUGCCCGCGGCCCGGCUAUCGGCAUCGACCUGGGCACCACCUACUCGUGCGUGGGGGUCUUCCAGCAUGGCAAGGUGGAGAUCAUCGCCAACGACCAGGGCAACCGCACCACUCCCAGCUACGUGGCCUUCACCGACACCGAACGCCUCAUCGGCGACGCCGCCAAGAAUCAGGUGGCCAUGAACCCCUCCAACACCAUCUUCGACGCCAAGAGGCUGAUCGGGCGGAAAUUCGAGGACGCCACAGUGCAGUCGGACAUGAAGCACUGGCCAUUCCGGGUGGUGAGCGAGGGAGGGAAGCCCAAAGUGCAGGUGGAGUACAAGGGAGAGAUCAAGACCUUCUUCCCGGAGGAGAUCUCCUCCAUGGUCCUCACUAAGAUGAAGGAGAUCGCCGAAGCCUAUCUGGGGAACAAGGUGCAGAGCGCGGUCAUCACCGUCCCGGCCUAUUUCAACGACUCGCAGCGCCAGGCUACAAAGGACGCCGGCACCAUCACCGGCCUCAACGUGCUGCGCAUCAUCAACGAGCCCACGGCGGCAGCCAUUGCCUACGGCCUGGACAAAAAGGGCAGCGCGGGCGGUGAGAAAAACGUGCUCAUCUUUGACCUGGGCGGUGGCACCUUCGACGUGUCCAUCCUGACUAUCGAGGAUGGCAUCUUCGAGGUGAAGUCCACCGCUGGCGACACCCACCUGGGCGGCGAGGACUUUGACAACCGCAUGGUAAGCCACCUGGCGGAGGAGUUCAAGCGCAAACACAAGAAGGAUAUUGGGCCCAACAAGCGCGCUGUGCGGCGACUGCGCACAGCCUGCGAGCGCGCCAAGCGCACCCUCAGUUCAUCCACACAGGCAAGCAUCGAAAUCGACUCGCUUUACGAGGGUGUGGACUUCUACACAUCCAUCACCCGCGCCCGCUUCGAGGAGCUCAACGCCGACCUGUUCCGCGGGACCCUAGAGCCGGUGGAGAAGGCGCUGCGCGACGCCAAGCUGGACAAGGGCCAGAUCCAGGAAAUCGUGCUGGUCGGCGGCUCCACCCGCAUCCCCAAGAUCCAGAAGCUGCUGCAGGAUUUCUUCAACGGCAAGGAGUUGAACAAGAGCAUCAACCCUGACGAGGCGGUGGCCUACGGAGCUGCGGUGCAGGCGGCCAUCCUCAUCGGGGACAAGUCAGAGAACGUGCAGGACCUACUGCUUCUCGACGUGACCCCGUUGUCGCUGGGCAUCGAGACGGCUGGCGGCGUCAUGACCUCACUCAUCAAGAGGAAUACCACGAUCCCCACUAAGCAGACGCAGACCUUCACCACCUACUCAGACAACCAGAGCAGCGUUCUGGUGCAGGUGUACGAGGGCGAACGGGCCAUGACCAAGGACAAUAACCUGCUCGGCAAGUUCGACCUAACCGGUAUUCCUCCGGCGCCUCGCGGGGUCCCCCAGAUCGAAGUCACCUUCGAUAUUGACGCCAACGGCAUCCUCAACGUCACCGCCGCCGACAAGAGCACCGGUAAAGAAAACAAAAUCACCAUCACUAAUGACAAGGGUCGUCUGAGCAAGGACGACAUUGACCGGAUGGUGCAGGAGGCGGAGCGGUACAAGUCGGAAGAUGAGGCCAAUCGCGAUCGUGUCGCCGCUAAAAACGCCGUAGAGUCCUAUACCUACAACAUCAAGCAGACCGUGGAAGACGAGAAAUUGAGGGGCAAGAUUAACGAGCAGGACAAAAACAAGAUCCUCGACAAGUGUCAGGAGGUGAUCAGCUGGCUCGACCGAAACCAGAUGGCAGAGAAAGACGAGUAUGAACACAAGCAGAAAGAGCUCGAGACAGUGUGCAACCCCAUCAUCAGCAAACUUUACCAAGGCGGCCCUGGCGGUGGUGGUGCUUCUGGAGCCUCUGGAGGACCGACCAUCGAGGAAGUGGAUUAAAUUUGCACUCGGUUCUACGUAAAACUUUUUCCUUUCUCAUUUUUUUCCCCUUUUGUUUUUGUUUCUUUGAAAUGUCGUGCCAAGAACGAGAUCUGUUGCUGGAAGUUUUUAACCCUGUGUAUGCCUAUGGAAAGGAAAGGUGCAACAACUUAGUUUAAUUAUAAAAGGUUAGUUCUGAGGUUUGAUUUUUAAAAACAUUGCGGUUUCUAUUUAAAGCAUGUUGCGUGUUUGCUGAUUUGAGCAUUUUUGGUUAGCUUAGUUUGUGCAUGGAAGUUUGUUGGAGAUGAGAAACCUGAAGUUUGCACACAUGUUCUGUGGAAGCUUGGUAAUAAAAUAUAUAGAAGCUUGAA
Manis pentadactyla (Chinese pangolin) is the source of this 2416-nucleotide messenger RNA. RefSeq names its product heat shock protein family A (Hsp70) member 2 (gene HSPA2). Lineage: Eukaryota; Metazoa; Chordata; Mammalia; Pholidota; Manidae. Gene Ontology annotation, biological process: cellular response to unfolded protein; protein refolding; vesicle-mediated transport. Gene Ontology annotation, molecular function: ATP hydrolysis activity; ATP binding; ATP-dependent protein folding chaperone. The coding region runs from base 156 to 2066 and encodes 636 amino acids. The transcript has a single exon. Gene Ontology annotation, cellular component: nucleus; plasma membrane; cytoplasm. The record is from RefSeq and is a predicted model, not a curated record.